AGAUGUAGAACUUGACUUCCGGAACUCUGCAGUAGCAGACGUAAACAUUCUGCACAACACCUCGUUUACUUCGGAGAUUGUAGCGCUGGAGGGGUUUUGAGGUUUAACGUUAAAUUUUGACGUUUAUUUUCAACUGCUGAUGCAUUGGAACAGCGUGAUCCGUGCACAUCGAUUAAUGAUUGCCGAAUCCUAGUGUCGAAUUUCUUACCUCAUCUUAACAAACAACCAAACAGGAGAUUUCUCAAAGAUUGAUGUUAAGCCGAGGUUAAGCACAAGGUACCAGUACCUGCAGAAUUAGUUUGCUCCAUCUCACAGAAAAAUGAAGUCAAAUCCAGGCAUGGAGAAGAAAACUCACCCCUGUUCAGACUGUGGAAAGAGUUUUAAUUGGCUGAGUCAUCUGAAAGUACAUCAGCGCAUUCACACUGGAGAGAAACCGCAUCAGUGCUCAAACUGUGGGAAGAGUUUUAAUUGGCUGAGUCAUCUGAAAUUACAUCAGCGCAUUCACACUGGAGAGAAACCGCAUCAGUGCUCAGACUGUGGGAAGAGUUAUAAUCGGUUUUAUAAUCUCAAGAAACACAAGCGCAUUCACACUGGAGAGAAACCGUAUCAUUGCUCAGACUGUGGAAAGAAUUUUAAUAGCCUUAGUCUUCUGAACACACACCAGCUCAUUCACACUGGAGAGAAACCGCAUCAGUGUUCAGAUUGUGGGAAGAGUUUUAUUCGCUUGACUACUCUCAAGAUUCAUCAGCGCAUUCACACAGGAGAGAAACCAUAUCAUUGCUCAGCCUGUGGACAGAGUUUUACUCAAAUAAGCAUUCUCACAAAACACCAGCGCAUUCACACAGGAGAGAGACCAUAUCACUGUUCAGACUGUGAAAAGAGUUUUACUCAACUAGGUAAUCUCAAGAAACACCAGCGCGUUCACACAGGAGAGAAACCGUAUUACUGCUCAGAGUGUUGUAAGAAUUUUAAUGAACUGAAUCAGCUGAAAAAACAUCAGUGCUUUCACACCAUAGAGAAACCGCAUCACUGUUCAGACUGUGGAAAAAUGUUUUCUGCACAGACCCGUCUCAACGAACACCGGCGCCUUCACACCGGAGAGAAAUUGUGUCACUGCUCAGACUGUGGGAAAAUGUUUACUACACAGAGUCAUCUUAAAGUACACCGGCGCAUUCACACUGGAGAGAAACCGUUUCAUUGUUCAGAUUGUCAGAAAAACUUCAGGUAUUUAAAUGUAUUGAAGAGACACAAGUGCAUUAAGAGCAGUCAAGAAAAUAAGCACUUAGACUCAAUCAACCAACCCAGGCCCCAAAAUGGAUACCCAAGUGUGAAAAUUAUAGUUCUGCGUCGAAUCCACAAUGUAGCAUGUGUUGACCUGUCAAUCCCAGUUAAUCCUUAAAUAAAUAUCCAACAUCCUUCAGUAUUUUGUACAGAUUAUCACUCAGUGAUGUGUUAUGUUCAGGUAGUUGACCAAAUUGAAUCAUAUUUUUGUGGUCUUAUUGUAUUCUUUGGUAAAUAUAACAGUUAAGAUAAUGUGUAAUAACUCUGGUAGCUAAACUCAUUUGUUGUACUAUGAGCAGUUACCUCAUUUAAGCACUAUAUGCAUUUCUUUUAUUUUAAUGUAGUUUUAGUGCACUUGGACAAUGUUAUUAAACAAGUCUGUAAAUGUUAACUGAAAUCAUAAUGUAAUAGCUGUUGGACAUUGAAAAAUAAAGCUGAUUUUACAGAA
Molecule: messenger RNA, 1729 nt
Organism: Astyanax mexicanus (Mexican tetra)
Lineage: Eukaryota; Metazoa; Chordata; Actinopteri; Characiformes; Acestrorhamphidae
Product: zinc finger protein 239-like
Exons: 3
Coding region: 320-1399 (359 amino acids)
Biological process (GO): regulation of transcription by RNA polymerase II; central nervous system development
Cellular component (GO): nucleus
Molecular function (GO): DNA-binding transcription factor activity, RNA polymerase II-specific; RNA polymerase II cis-regulatory region sequence-specific DNA binding
Source: RefSeq, a predicted model, not a curated record